This is a messenger RNA of Andrographis paniculata, 1320 nucleotides long. RefSeq lists its product as uncharacterized. The transcript has 11 exons. The record is from RefSeq and is a predicted model, not a curated record. Lineage: Eukaryota; Viridiplantae; Streptophyta; Magnoliopsida; Lamiales; Acanthaceae. The coding region runs from base 25 to 1134 and encodes 369 amino acids.
CACUGCAGUCACAGACCAUCAUCCAUGGCGGUUCUCAGCAAUGGGCCUCCGGUUUUGAUUCUAACGCAGCCGCCCAAUAAGCAUCCGAACCAUUGCCACUUGAGUCUUGGUUUUUCCGUUCUCCGUCCGAGACAUUUUUCUAGGACUGCCAGACUCUUAGUCGAAUUAUCCAACUCUCGGAUCAAAAGCUUUGAACGUGAUGGUACAGACAGCUCUGAUGCCGCCAAAUCCAAAAUUAUACCAGAGGAUCAAAAUCAUGCUUCUGAUAGUUCAUCAGGGAGAUUAGAUAACACAACUGCUAGUAAUGGAAACUCAUUUCUGGCAAAAUUAGGAAUACUUCUAGGAAUAGCUGCCUUUUUUACGUUCUUAUCUGUUAAGUUGAGGCUGCCAAGUCAGGGAUCGUCGCUUGGGAUUCAGUUUUUGUCAGAUGCCUCGGCCACUUCCCCUUUGGCAUCACCUGCUGGUGCUUUUAGCUUCCGGGCAUUUGGACAUAGAGUUAUACUUCCUGAAUAUGCCCCUGGAUGGGUAUACUUUUGGUUGCUGAUGGCCGCUGGAUGUGGACUUUUUAUCAGUGAGGAGGCAUUGAAUAUAUGGGUUGGCAUCACCUUGGCACGACUACUGUCUCUAGAUGGGACGUGGCAAUCUCUUGUUGAUUCAUUUUCUAGGAAUGCUCCGUACAUCAUAUCCACUGUUGUAUGGGUGUAUUGGGGGGUUUGUAUCAGUGACAUGAUACCGUUUUACCUCGGGAAACUUUUUAAACAAUCUGGAGCUUCUGAUGAUGUUUGUUCAAAGUUGGGGAUUGGCAGAGAGAAAGCCAUGGAAAUAACAAGCAAAGUACAGAAAUACGGAAAUCUUAGUGGCUUUGUGGAACGGUUUUCUCUUGGAGUAAGAAAUCCUACUGCUUUUCUUGCUGGAGCAAUGGAUAUAUCGCCGGAGUGCUUCUUUGCCGGCGUCUGCUGUGGUGGACUGUUAACUCUUCCAAUACAGUUGGCAAUCGGUUUCCUGCUGAGAGAACGCCCCGUCUUCGCCGUUGCAACUGUUGCAACUGCAGUGGGUAUCUGGACAGUGUUUCCCUACGCUGUGGCUGCUUUGACAGCAGCAUUUCUCUAUCUGAGGCGUCGCUAUUCAACUUAGCUUGGCUCUAUUUAUCCGAAAGAGAGAGAGAGGGUACACUACAUCCACCCCACCCACAUCGGAAGAGCUGACAGGUCCCAACUACCAAUGAGCAACAAUUAAUUUAAUUACCUAAUAUUCAGGCUCAAUUUAUAUUGACAAAUUUUAAUUUUUAACAUUUGAUUAAAUACCGAGGGAUGUAUUUGA